Prunus avium (sweet cherry) is the source of this 376-nucleotide messenger RNA. RefSeq lists its product as uncharacterized. The record is from RefSeq and is a predicted model, not a curated record. Gene Ontology annotation, cellular component: endoplasmic reticulum membrane; COPII-coated ER to Golgi transport vesicle; Golgi membrane. Gene Ontology annotation, biological process: endoplasmic reticulum to Golgi vesicle-mediated transport. Lineage: Eukaryota; Viridiplantae; Streptophyta; Magnoliopsida; Rosales; Rosaceae.
UAAUGGGGUUGUGGACUUUGCUCCAAGGCUUUUUGCUACUUGCAAAUGCAUUUGCUGUACUGAAUGAGGAUCGGUUUCUUGGUCCGAGGGGGUGGACCUUGCUACAAAUUCAAGGAGGAAAAACCACGCUUAAGGGACAGAUUAUAGGGUUUAUACAUGCAUGCCAAUACUUCAGAUUACCUCUUAUAGUUUUGAACAUCAUAACCAUUGUAGUGAAGCUAAUCUCUGGGUGAAGCUCUGUGUGAUUUAUGCCUCUUUGUAAUUUAUGAAUUUUGGGCUAGUUAACAUGUUUUUGAUCCAUGGCCUUCGUUGUUGUUGUAGACUACAUAUAGUACCUUAUUUGAAUUGAGUUUCAAAGUUUUCCCCUUUUUACUUC